AGAUAGGUUGAUAGAUAAACACACAGAUAGAUAGAUGCACAAACAUUCCAAAGUCUUUACAUUCUCACUCACACAUACAUAACAAUGACUUCCACACACACACAUAUUUACCUGCAGACAUACAGACAUACAGAAGUAAGUCACAGACAUGCAUCAACACACAGUGAAAACACUUGUACACAUGCACAGACACCUUUAAACACACACAAAUACACACACACACACACACACACACACACAUAUGCAUGUAUAUACAUAUAUGGAGUUUAAACACACUCUUUACAUGUACUUGUACAUACAUACAUGCACACCUACACUCAUAUAUACAUACACCUUCACAUAGACAAACACACACAUAUACAUCCAUGUAUAAACAGAAGUGUAAACAGAAGCACACACAGCUAUACACAAGCCUAUAUAUACAUCUAUACAUACAUAAAGACACACAUAUAUAUACAUAUACAGAUACAUCCAUAUACAUAUACAGACACAAGUUUAAACAGGCAUACACACAUAUCCAUUUACAUACAAAUACAAACACAAUCAUAAAGAGACACAUUCACACAGCUAUGCACAUACAUAUACACCCAUACAUACAUUCACACAUCCCCAUCCACGCACACAUACAUGUACAGACACAUGUGUAAACAAACGCACACAGACCUACUCACACACACACACAUCCACACACACCUAUGCAUUCAUCCACACAUCCAUAUCCAUACAUAUAUACAUGGACGGACACAAAUGUAAACACACACCAGAGACUCAGCCUGUCUCUCCACUGUGCAACCAAUUCACCAGUUGUCUGGAGAGUAGCAGGUUUAUGGAGGAGUACUGUAUAUAUAUAUAUACACAUAUAUAUAUAUCCUCUGUGUGUGUAUAUACUACUGGCUCUGAAAUGUUAACAUUGGUGAGCAGGAGCUGAGGAGAUGAAGAGGCCUGCAUCUCUGGUUAUGUGGUUGGAACUCCAUCUAUUCUACUCCUUCUUCUUUUCCUUCUUCUUCUUCCCGGUGUCUCUGUCCGUUGAUGUCACUUACCAUUUGGAAGAAGAGAAUAGUCCUGACAGCUACAUAGGAAACAUUGCUACCGAUCUUUGGUUGUUAAGCAACAUUGCAUCGAAGGACCACAGCCUGAUAUCGUUUGACAUGCUCCAGUCACAAGACAGCCCCACUGCCCAGUUAUUUAAUGUAACCCAUGAGGGGAAACUUUAUGCCACACAAACUGUAGAUGCCGAGAUUCUGUGUUUGUAUAAUACAGAAUGUUACAAAAUCCUCAAGAUUGCUGUCCGUAAAGAGGGGACUUUUAUGAAAAUAUUAAAAGUCAAAGUUGUCAUUGAAGAUAUUAAUGACCAAUGGCCUGAGUUCCCAGUGAAAAAAAUUGACAUCCAGUUUUCAGAAGAUGACCGCAACGGUGUUGAGAGGUCAGUUCCCAGUGCUAUUGAUCGUGAUGUUAGCAUUCAGAAUUCCAGAAUAACAUAUGAGCUUCGGAAGAAGAAUAAUGAACCAUUCUCUUUAUCAGUUACUAAAAGAAUGACUGGAAGUUCAAAGUUAGCAAUUGUUUUGGAUAAAAAACUUGACCGAGAAAUGAAUGAUAGUUAUAUACUUCAGGUUGUGGCCAAAAACAGCAAGUUCCAGUUGAGGCAGAGCAUCUUAAAUGUACAAAUAUUGGUGACAGAUGAGAAUGAUAACUUGCCUGUUUUCUCCCAAAACAUUUAUAACACUUCAGUGAAUAAUAUCCAUAAACUAUGCCGACCCCUGAUUGUGUUGUCUGCAACUGACCUGGAUUCUGGUAAAAAUGGUCAGCUGACAUAUCUGAUCAGUACAGAAACUUCAUUAGUUGCUAGAGAAUAUUUUCAUCUUAAUGAAACAUCAGGUGCAAUUUAUUUGGGCAAAAACUUUACGUCUAAACAUAAAAAGACGUACAAAUUGUUAGUAGAAGCCCGAGACAAUGGAGACCCACCUCUCAGUUCAACAGCAUUAGUAUAUAUUCAGGUGGUAAACAUAGAAAAUAAUCCACCAAUUAUUGAUAUUAAUUUUGUGUUUCAGUUAAGCAGAAAUGUGGGGGAAAUUUCAGAGAAAAUCAACAUCGAUAGUUUUAUAGCUUAUGUUAGUGUGAUUGAUAAUAACAUGGGUAAAAAUGGUGAAGUGAAGUGUGACCUGCAUCAUGCUAAAUUCCAACUGUUGGAUUUGGGGCCUAAUGAAUACAAAAUGACAUUGAAACAACCUGUUGACAGAGAGAUAAGGGACCACUAUGAUAUUACCAUUUCUUGCCAAGACAAAGGAACCCCUCCUUUACAAACUCUAAAGAAGUUCUCCAUCAAAGUAAUGGACGUGAACGAUGUUAAACCUAUGUUUAACAAAAAUACUUUUAAAUUUCUGACUUAUGAAAAUGGGAAACCAAACUUUCCCAUUGGUUUUAUAAAUGCUACUGACCCUGAUAUGGGAGCUGGAGGUCAACUGACUUUUUCUCUGCUGAGUACCAGCAAACAUGUGAUACCAUUCCAGAUAACUGAUUAUGGUUUUAUCUCAACCACUAUACCACUGGAUAGAGAACAACAAAAUGUUUAUAAGUUCCAAGUAUUUGUCAAAGACAAUGGGAAUCCUUCAUUAAAUAACACAGCCAAUGUGAUUGUUGAGGUUUUAGAUGAGAAUGAUAAUGCCCCUUAUUUCACCUUCCCUAGUUCGGACCCUUUCAGUUUAGAUGUCCAUUAUCAUCCCCAAAGUAAAAAAGAAAUCACUAUUUUAAGGGCUUCAGACAGGGACAGUCAUAUGAAUUCAUUUCUCAGAUAUGAAAUACUCAAAGGAAACAUUAAACAGUUAUUUGCAGUGAACCCUUAUACAGGUGUCUUAUCAUAUUCUCGGACAGUUUACCAAAACGAUGCUGGAUCCUAUCAACUGGAGUUUGCUGUAAAAGACAGUGGUACUCCUGUUCUGUCAGCCACUACAACUGUCUCUUUGACACUGACCGUUAGUAACAAGACAUCUCCAGCACUGUCCACCGUCCAGUUAAAGUCUGAUAAAAUGAUCAACUUAACUUGGGUCAUUGUUAUUGUCACAUCUGCUGUGAUAGUGUCGGUGGCGAUCGUAGUGUCCAUAACUCUGUGUGUGGUCAGAUGUAACAAUAACCGAAACAACCAGUAUAUCACGGAAAUCAACUCCGACCGAGAAAAAAGCCAUUAUACAUGCGUUACGAAGAAAUCAGACACACUAAACAGGAGUUCCAAUGAUAUGAUGGCCAGGAAUACUCAGUUGAUAGAAACUAAAGCCGAAUUUUAUCCUCAAUAUGAGUCACAAAGUGAAUGGACCACAUCAACCAUUGACAAAAGACCUCAAUCAGUUCUGCUGCUUCCAGCCCGCGGUUCUAAGAGUCGAUGAAGCGGAGACUGAGAGACUACUGGGAUGUUCCAGCUUUUGUUCUGCUAGAUGUGUGCUUCUAGUGUAGCUCAACUGCGCUCCACUGUACUGCUGUAUACACAUCUAUAUACAUACAUGCACACACAUACACAUGUACAUCCACACACACACACAUACAUGCAUAUAUGUAUAUAUAUAUAUAUAUGUGUGUGUGUAUAAGCACAUACAUAUAUAUAUAUAUAAUUAUAUAUAUAUAUAUGUGUGUGUGUGUGUGUGAGUGUGUAGAUGUUUCUACAUAUAUGUACAUAUGUGCAUGGUUUGUGUGUUUAUGUGUGUAUAUGAGUGUGUAUAGAAUUGUAAUGAAUCAAUGUUUGCACAUUGGACAUUUAUUGAAAUAUGGUCAGAUUCAUAUUGUGUAUAUAUUUAUAUGUUAUAUACACUCAUUAUACAUACAUGACAGUGUUUAUUGGUUUUUAUCAUCUGUAUUUAUAGACAGAGUCACAUAUACAUAAAUACACACAUUUCUACUUGUGUGUGCGUG
Octopus bimaculoides (California two-spot octopus) is the source of this 3897-nucleotide messenger RNA. Its product is annotated as protocadherin beta-15. The record is from RefSeq and is a predicted model, not a curated record. Gene Ontology annotation, molecular function: calcium ion binding. Gene Ontology annotation, cellular component: plasma membrane. Gene Ontology annotation, biological process: homophilic cell-cell adhesion. Lineage: Eukaryota; Metazoa; Mollusca; Cephalopoda; Octopoda; Octopodidae.